Messenger RNA from Hansenula anomala, 1443 nucleotides. RefSeq lists its product as uncharacterized. The transcript is spliced from 2 exons. Gene Ontology annotation, molecular function: transmembrane transporter activity. Gene Ontology annotation, biological process: transmembrane transport. NCBI's taxonomy places the organism in Eukaryota, Fungi, Ascomycota, Saccharomycetes, Phaffomycetales, Wickerhamomycetaceae. The record is from RefSeq and is a predicted model, not a curated record. Bases 1 to 1443 code for a protein of 480 amino acids.
AUGCCUUCAAUGAAUCCAACUACAAGUCCAAUGACUAUAAAAGAUGGUAAGGAGAAUGAGGUCUCUACGACGACAAUUGAACAAUCAAGGGCACAAGAGUUUAACGGAGCUUUCAACGAAGAUGAUUAUGUUGACGUCCCUCCAGAUGGAGGUUAUGGGUGGCUUUGCUGUGCUUGUGUCACAGCAAUGAACUUUGCAACAUGGGGUGUCAAUUGUAGCUAUGGUAUAUUUUUAUCCUUUUAUUUAAAAAAUGAUGUUUUCCCCAAAGCUACCCCUACAGAUUAUGCAUUGAUAGGUGGAUUAAUUGUGUUUUUAACAUUAAUUUUAAUACCGUAUUCUGCAGUUUCAUUGAUAAAGUUUGGAUAUAGAGUAACUGCAUCCAUUGGUAUUAUCAUUCAACUAGCUGGGUACAUUGGUGCAAGUUUUUCUACAACCAUUGGGCAACUUUAUGUUACUCAGGGUAUUUUGAUUGGGAUAUCUUAUGGAUUUAUAUUUGGAGCAAAUUCUAUUGUCCUUCCAUCUUGGUUUUUAAAGAAAAGGGCAUUGGCAAAUGGUAUUUCACAUUUUGGGAAUGGAUUAGGUGGUGUUGUAUUUACUUUAGCCAUUAACAAAUUAAUUAUCGAAACCGGUGACCAAAAAUGGGCCCUUCGAGUGCUAGCUAUAGUCUCAUUUGUUAUUUGCACUGUUGCAAUGCUCCUUGUUAAAAUUAGAAUACCACAAAACAGCUCAUUUAAGGAACCUAAUAAUAACACCACAAUGAAGAUUUUCAGAAACAUUUUUGAUUAUAAAGUGUGGAAAAGCUUCCCAUUACAACUAGCAACUAUUUGGACAAGUAUUGGAACAACAGGUUAUGUGAUCUGCCUAUACAGUUUAUCCAAUUACACUUUAAGCAUGGGGUUCAGUCAACAUCAAGCCAUGGUAGUUACAGUGGUGUUGAAUGCAAGCCAAGCUGUUGGAAGGCCCAUGAUUGGAGUUUUAAGUGAAAAAUGUGGUAGAGUCAACUUUACAACUUUCGCAACUUUUUUCACAUGCAUUAUUGUUUUUGUUUUUUGGAUCAAUUUGAAAUCAUAUGGUGCAUUAAUUAUUUUUACAAUUUUGCUAGGAUUCUUUGUUGGUAUAAGCUCUGUAAAUGUUGUUCCUUUAGUCGUGGAUGUUGUUGGAUUAAAUUCGUUUGCUAGUGGGCUUGGAUGGGCAAACUCAUUUGCUGCUAUAAUGUCAUUGGUUUCAGAAGUGAUCGCUUUGAACCUCAGAGAUUAUUCAUUGGUUGAUCGGAAUCCAUAUUUCCACUGUCAGAUAUUUGUUGGAGCAAUGUAUUUUGUUGCAUUCUUGGUAUUAAUUCCUUAUAGAGAAUGGAGAAUCAAAAGAAUGAUAAAUCAAUUAAAAAAUUCCAAAAAUUUAACUGAAUCUGAAAGGGAGCAGAUAUUUACAAAGAGCAUUCUAUAG